AUGAAGGUCUGGAAAAUUGAUUGGGAACGGGAAAUUAACACAGUUAUCGUUAUGAACGCCUACAACUCCCAGCUUAACUGCCUCCGUGAUGAGGAUAUUAAAAUACUCAGCACUAACACGACCGUUAAGCUAUUGAAUGCGGACAGCUCUAGCUCACCUUCCAAGCGAGCCAACAAUGAAUUGCUUUUAAUCCGCUGCCUAUCGGAGAGAUUUUCUGCUGAGCUUUUGGAAGCAAUGCUCAAUCUCCUUCAAAAUAGGCGAAAUGUUCGAAUGCUUUUCAUUUGGAAUGAGGAAUAUACCGCGGCAACGAGUAGGAAGCGUAUACAGUUGCAGAAACAGCAACAACUGCUCUUCGAAUAUUGCGCUGAGUAUAUGCGUUUGCUCAAUGUAAUCGCCAUUUAUCGGGACUACUUGAAGGACGGACACUUCUACACGUUCAGCUAUUUUCCGGAGUUUCAUCUUGAACGUAAAACAAUGGACGAGGAUUGCUUCCCAAAUCGCAUCAGCGACUUAAAAGGCAUUGCUUUACGAACUCUGCCCGAUCAGUUGGAGCCUUGGACUAUUGUGUGGCGUGAUCGGAAGGAUAAUAACGCCGCACUUUAUUAUCCCUUGCCUGUGGAAACAGAUAUCUUUAUAGAAUUUGGAACUUGGGUUCCCCUUUUACAAAAUGAUACAAUUGAUGUAGUUAGUGGAUUCGCGAUUGCGGGCGAAUUAAACAGCUUUAUAGACAUAAGCACAGCUGUACAGUCAGUGGAUUGGACAAUUAUGCUGCCUAUGCCAUCACGAAUAUCCGACAGCGAAAUCUUUGUGUUCCUUCUCAAUUCAGUGUUGGGUCUAUUAUUGCUCAGCCUACUCUUUAUAUUUUCUUCUGUCUUCACCAUUGAGAGUUUGAUUUUGCAACGCCGAACGUCAACCGAAAGUUUUCUCUUCUUCCUUUGGACACUCAUCAACGUAGUGCUUCGAGGGAUAAUUGGCCAACCGUCGUACGUUCGAGUAGGGCUUUCAGCGAGAUUCUUGAAACGCUUCUUAUAUAUAAUACUCUUCUUAAGUGGAAUUUUUAUGAUAUCUGCAAGUCUUCAAUCAUAUCUGACUAGCAGUCUUCGCUAUCCGCGUAUAAAGCAUUUCGCAGAGCUGUACCACUCGGGAAUAAAAGUAAAAAUAAGCAAAUAUGAGUAUAGCUUGCUUCCCAGAUAUUUCCCCCCGGCAUAUCUUAAAGUGUUAGAUGACAUACUGGACACUGUGCCUUCAUUUGAAGAAAUCCAAUGUUAA
Messenger RNA from Bactrocera neohumeralis, 1269 nucleotides. RefSeq lists its product as uncharacterized. The coding region runs from base 1 to 1269 and encodes 422 amino acids. The record is from RefSeq and is a predicted model, not a curated record. Lineage: Eukaryota; Metazoa; Arthropoda; Insecta; Diptera; Tephritidae. The transcript has 2 exons.